CCCCGCGGGGCUGAACUGCGCAGGCGGCGGCGGCGCUGGCGCGAUGGCGGCGGGAGACGGCGGCGACGAGGUGCGGGUGCUGCAGAACCUGCGGGGGAAGAUCUAUGAUGCCAAACACUUAGUACCCAACAAAAUGAGAGACUUUUUCUGUACCAUAAACUUGGACCAAGAAGAAGUUUUUCGUACACAGGUAGUUGAAAAAUCUUUAAGUCCUUAUUUUGGAGAGGAGUUUUACUUUGAGAUUCCAAGAACAUUCCAGUGGUUAUCCUUUUACAUUUAUGAUAAAAGUGUUUUACAAAAGGACCUGCGUAUAGGAAAGGUAUCAAUCAAAAAAGAAGAUUUAUGCAACUACACAGGAAAAGAGAACUGGUUUAUGCUUCAACCUGUUGAUUCUAAUUCAGAGGUUCAGGGAAAAGUUCACCUUGAAUUAAAACUGAAUGAACUGAUAACAGACAAUGGAUCUGUGUGCCAGCAACUAGUAGUACACAUAAAGGAGUGCCAUGGAUUGCCUCUUAUAAACGGACAGAACUGUGAUCCUUAUGCAACAGUCUCUCUUGUGGGGCCUUCCAGGAAUGACCAAAAGAAGACCAAAGUUAAGAAGAAAACAAGCAAUCCGCAGUUCAAUGAAACAUUUUAUUUUGAGGUAACCAGGUCUAGCAGUUACACCAAAAAAUCCCAGUUUCAGGUGGAAGAAGAAGAUAUUGAGAAACUAGAAGUCAGGGUUGACCUAUGGAAUAAUGGGAAUCUGGUACAAGACAUCUUUCUAGGAGAAAUUAAAGUUCCUGUGAAGGUGCUAAGAAAUGAUUCCUUUCAAGCAUGGUACUUACUUCAGCCAAGAGAAAAUGGGAACAAGUCUUCUAAAACUGAUGAUUUGGGAUCACUUAGAUUAAAUAUCUGUUACACUGAAGACUGUGUACUUCCAUCUGAGUACUACACUUCUCUAAGGAACUUGCUGCUAAAAUCUUCAGAUGUUCAGCCUAUUUCUGCAUCUGCUGCCUACAUUCUGAGUGAAGUGUGUCGAGACAAGUAUGACGCUGUGCUGCCUCUGGUACGCCUGUUGCUGCACCACCAUAAGCUGGUUCCCUUUGUUGCCGCAGUGGCAGAACUAGAUCUGAAGGACACCCAAGAAGCAAACACAAUCUUCAGAGGCAACUCAUUAGCAACUCGGUGUGUGGAUGAAAUGAUGAAAAUAGUGGGGAAGCACUACCUAAAGGUUACUUUGAAACCUGUUAUUGAUGAGAUAUGUGAGUCUCCUAAACCCUGUGAAAUAGAUCCCAUCAAAUUAAGAGAAGGGGAUAAUGUGGAAAUUAAUAUGGAAAAUCUCCGCUACUAUGUGGACAAAGUGUUCCGUGAAAUAGUGCGGUCGAGUAUAAGUUGUCCCACCCUAAUGUGUGAUGUUUUUUAUUCUUUGAGGCAUCUGGCUGCCAAAAGAUUUCCAAAUGACCCUCAUGUACAGUAUUCUGCAGUGAGCAGCUUUGUGUUUCUUCGUUUCUUUGCUGUAGCCGUAGUCUCACCUCAUACUUUUCAUUUACGACCUCACCAUCCAGAUGCACAGACUUCUAGAACAUUAACUCUUAUAUCAAAAGCCAUCCAGACUUUGGGGAGCUGGGGAAGUUUGACCAAAAGCAAACUUUCAAGUUUCAAGGAGACAUUUAUGUGUGAAUUUUUCAAAACAUUUCAAGAAGAAAAAUUUACUGAAUCUGUUAAAAAGUUCCUGGAUGAUGUUUCCUCUACUGAGAGUAAAGAGCCCAGUGGUGUGAGUGAGCCAGUACAUCUAAAAGAAGGAGAAAUGUACAAAAGAGCUCAGGGAAGGACUCGGAUUGGUAAAAAGAAUUUUAAGAAGCGAUGGUUCUGUCUAACAAGUAGAGAAUUCACAUACCACAAACAGCAAGAUAAGGAACCAAUUUUCACUAUUCCAAUCAAAAACAUCCUUGCAGUGGAGAAACUUGAUGAGAGCUCCUUCAACAAGAAAAAUAUGUUUCAAGUACUUCACGGAGAAAAGCCACUCUAUAUCCAAGCAAAUAACUGUGUAGAAGCCAGUGAGUGGAUAGAGGCUCUUUGCCGGGUAACGAGGUGCAACCAGAAGAGGCUGAGCUUUUACCACCCCUCUGCUUUCCUGAACGGGAACUGGCUCUGCUGCAAGGCCACCGUGGAGAGCACCGAGGGCUGCGCUCGCUGCACCGCAGAUGUUCCUGCUGAUACUCAAAUUGAGAUUGAUGGAGACAGAGAGACAGAAAGAAUUUACUCACUUUUCUCUAUCAACAGAUCUAAACUUCAAAAGUUGGAAGAGGCUUGUGGAAGUAUAGCAGUCUAUCAGGGUCCUCGGAAAGAACCAGAUGAUUAUUCAAACUUCACCAUUGAAGAUUCUGUAGCCACUUUUCAUACACUUCAGCAGAUAAUAGAUACAGUAGAGAAGUUGAAUGAAUCACAUGAAAAAUACCAGAAGAAGAGAUCAUCUAGUGCCAAAUAUGGUAGUGAAGAAAAUCCGAUUGUUGGAAAAGUUUCCUAACCAAAACAAACUGGUCCACUUGGAUGAAAAAGGAAACUGGAAAUAUUCUAGAGUGUUUUGGUUUUUUGUUUGUUUUCUUUUUUUAAUUCAUUAUAUACAUUUUUUGCAAAGUAUUUAAGAAUGAACAUAAAUGCUAGUUGUGUUGACAAUCUAUUUAAUAUUUAAUAGAAAAAUACCUUCUUGGAAAUCUGGUCUUUAAAGUUUAUUCUCAUUUUGCUGAAGAACUUGAAGUUCCAGGUUCUUGAAGUAAGAGAUGUGAAUAAAUCUAAAUGUUGUUUUGCCAUUGUUGUCUUAUUGGAAAGAACUUUCUAGACAAAUAAGCUUUUUCAUGGAAGAAAAUCCACACUGCAUUUGUUGGUUGGAUUACAUCUCAGUACAUACACUGCAAACUUGCAUGAGUUUACCAUGAGUGCCUGCCCUGCUGAUAUGGAUUUUGAAGUAGAAAUCCCAAGAUCUUAUGAUGUGGAAAAGAUCUGAAGCUUCACACUCGAUACAUUUGACUUAUUUUUCUUUGUAUUAGGUGUUGUCAUGACUUGAUUUAUCUACAGUUGAAGUUUUAUAGAACCAUGCAGUAUGCUGCAAAUCAUCUGGACAGCAGAUUACCAGUGUUAGUUGUGUUAUUAAGUACUAAAGAAGAAAUCAGGGAACUUACGUUGUACCUCUUGUUUACAUUUGGAGUGAGUAAUAUAUGGAGUGACAUUAGACCACUAUCUAUUUUCUUUAGCAUUUUUUAAGGUACAUAUUUUUUCUUAACCUAAAAAGAAGUGCAGGGUAGUAACAUUCUUGUUAAAUAGGUUUGCCUACAGAUAGAAAAAUUUAAGUGUGAACAGAUUGUGGUUAAGUACUGAUCAAUUAACAUCAUCCCAUGUAUGAUUUAAUUUCUUGUUUUUAUAAAAAGUAAUAACUACGUCCAGCUCAACUUUUGACUACAAAUCUAAUAAAUAAUCUCUAUUAUAAUCACUCAAAGCACUUUAGAUAUCUGGACUAUCCCAGAUUAUUUUUAGAUACUUUGUAGUAUCUGCUUGUUAUGAUCAGUUGAAUGAUCAACAUUGUUUUGUCUUUAAGCAAUGCUUCAGUGAAUAUUUUUGUAUCUUUAGUUACAUGAAUUUGUAUUUGCCACUUAACACAAUUUUAAACUGGCAUUCCUGACUUCAGUAAGAUUAAUUUUUGCUCACUUUGUCUGAGAAGUUAGUUUUCUGCUGAGAAAAGGUAUAUGUAUAUAACCAGGAAGAAGCAAAGGUAUUACUGUGGCAACUUUGCUUCAUCAGUAUUAAAUACAAUGGUACUUGUUGGACUAUUAUUUUUAAUAAAAGUUGUAUGUGGUACUUUUAUUUUUAAAGCAUUUUCUGUGGGGUCUUUUGUUGUUUUGCAGGGUGUUUUUUUAGUUUUGGUUUUGUUUUGUUUUUCCAGUCACAAUUUGGCCAAAUUAAUUAGGAAUGUAACUUAGAAUAGAAAUGCACAAUUCUUGAAACAGGAAGCUGUUGAAAUUACCACACAAUUUAUUAUACUGUUGUAAGAAGGCUUUCUAAAAUGGAAGGAAGGUGGCAAGACAGGAUUGUUUUAAUACCAAGCUAUUUUAGAAUACCUGGGAUUCAGUUCUAGGAUCUGCAACAUCACAAUCAUUUAAUUACCUCAGCUGGUUUUGCCUUUUCCUUUUUUACGCAUUUGAUGUGUUCAACAGGACUUUUAUUUGCCAACAGUUAAAACUGAGGGAGAAUAUAGCAAUGCCAAUAAAUGUGUUUUGCCAAGCUAAAGGUAAAGAUUAAUUGCUAUUAAUCAAAAGUUGUUAUUAAACAAAGUUGAAUGUGGUUGAGUGUCAGAAUUAGGUUUUGUUGUGUAUGAAUUAACCCUGUGGCAAACCCUCUUCCUUGGAGCCAUUUUCUGUUGUUUUCAAAGUCAAAUUUAUGAAAAAUUGAAUAGUAUACUCUUGCAAUGUUGGGGUUUUGUAAUAUGCACUUUUUUUUUUUUUUUUUUUUUUUUUUUUUUUUUUUUUGCUUUGGUACUGGAAUACUGAGAAAAAAACCCAGAAGGCCAUUGAAUAUUUGUGACCAUUAAGAGUUGAUUUCUCAUUUUAUAAUGUUUUAAAGUGCAGUAGAUGUUCUAGAAUUUAAUUAGGUACAAGUAGGACGAUAAUUAAUAAAAGCCUUCAUUUUUGAUUAGUCUAGAAAAGUGAUGUUAUUCAGUAAUUACUUCUGUUAGGAUUGUAAAAGUUUUAAUGUUAUUAUGAUGAUGUAUUGUUGAAUGUAUUUUUAUUUAAAUUUUAUUUUCUUAUCGAGACAUUAAAAUGUUUUGUAACAUCGCUUGAGAAUAACUCAGAAAUAAACUACAACAAACCUGAGAUAAGCUGUGUGUUUACUG
This is a messenger RNA of Poecile atricapillus (Black-capped chickadee), 4867 nucleotides long. It is a transcript of the gene RASA2, whose product is annotated as RAS p21 protein activator 2. Gene Ontology annotation, molecular function: GTPase activator activity; phospholipid binding. The transcript is spliced from 24 exons. Bases 44 to 2509 code for a protein of 821 amino acids. The record is from RefSeq and is a predicted model, not a curated record. Lineage: Eukaryota; Metazoa; Chordata; Aves; Passeriformes; Paridae. Gene Ontology annotation, biological process: intracellular signal transduction; regulation of GTPase activity; negative regulation of Ras protein signal transduction.